AUGUCCAACGCCGGAUCCUCCGCCUUCGAGGCCGCCAAGCGCCAAACGACCAACGCCUUCAACUCGGCCAAGGAAUCCCUCAGCGAAGCGCCCAACGCCAUGAAGACGGCGGCGGAAAACCCCUCCAAAGCCACCAACGAUCUGCUGCACGCGCCGGCCAUGCGCGCCGCCCUGCCCUUCAUCAACGGCGGGCUCGCAGGCAUGACGGCCACGACCGUCAUCCAGCCCAUCGACAUGAUCAAAGUGCGACUGCAGCUCGCCGGCGAAGGCGUCAAGACGGGCCCGAAGCCGACGCCGCUGUCGGUCACGCGCAGCAUUGUCGCGCAGGGCAAGCUGCUGGACCUGUACACGGGGCUGUCGGCGGGCCUGCUGCGGCAAGCCGUGUACACGACAGCGCGGCUCGGCUUCUUCGACACGUUCAUGAAGACGAUGACGGCGGGCGCCGAGCAGCGCAACGCCAAAAUCGGGUUCAAGGAGCGCGCGGGCGCGGGCCUCGCCGCCGGUGGCCUCGCUGCUAUGGUCGGCAACCCCGCCGACCUCGCCCUCAUCCGCAUGCAGAGCGACGGCCUCAAACCCCCCGCCGAGCGCGCCCACUACCGCUCCGUCAUCGACGCGCUGACGCGCAUCUCGCGCGCCGAGGGCGUAGCCGCCCUGUGGGCCGGCUGCGCCCCCACCGUCGUGCGCGCCAUGGCGCUCAAUUUUGGGCAGCUGGCCUUCUUCAGCGAGGCCAAGAACCGGCUGAAGGAGUCGUCGCUGUCGAGCCGCGAGCAGACGCUCACCGCUUCCGCCAUCGCCGGCUUCUUUGCUUCGUUCUUCUCGCUGCCGUUUGAUUUCGUCAAGACCCGCUUGCAGAAGCAGACGAGAGGCCCGGAUGGCAAGUUGCCGUAUACGGGCAUGGCGAACUGCUUUAGCAAGGUCGCGAGGGAGGAGGGCCUCUUGCGCUUCUAUCGCGGCUUUGGCACGUACUAUGUCCGCAUUGCGCCGCAUGCCAUGGUAACGCUCAUCGUGGCCGACUACCUCGGCUUCAUCACCAAAUAA
Aplosporella prunicola CBS 121167 is the source of this 1038-nucleotide messenger RNA. RefSeq lists its product as uncharacterized. The transcript has 2 exons. Gene Ontology annotation, biological process: transmembrane transport. Gene Ontology annotation, molecular function: oxoglutarate:malate antiporter activity. NCBI's taxonomy places the organism in Eukaryota, Fungi, Ascomycota, Dothideomycetes, Botryosphaeriales, Aplosporellaceae. Bases 1 to 1038 code for a protein of 345 amino acids. The record is from RefSeq and is a predicted model, not a curated record.